ACCAAAUGACUAAAUAUUUGAUUUCCACCGUAAUUCCGAUUCCGAGGCAAACAUUCAUUCCCUGCGCCUGCUCUCACCCCACCAAAGUCAACCUCAGAGUCAAACCCCAUGGAUCGUCUUCAAAAUCCCCUCCAUCUUUAGGCCGUAUCUGAAUUUCCCAUUCUGCUUUUCUAAUUCCGGUCACCGGAGUUUCAAUCUCAAACCUUACUAACUUUCUUGAUGUCUCCACAAUUUCAAUUUCUGUUAUUGCUCUGCCUUUUGGGGUUAGGGUUUCAUGCUGAUUUUGGGCACGCCUUCAAAGUUCCCUUCAGUGUCAAGGAUGUGCUCCCGGUGUUGCCGCGCCAGGUGUCCUGGCCGGUGUUGAACAACUUCCACAGUGCGGUUGACCUGUUGCCGGCUUUUGUUGGAUCGGUGAGUCCUCAUAAUGGUACGAUUCAGUGGAAAGGAGCUUGCUUUAACGGCAACGAGGCCCGUAUGGAGUUCACUGAAAGCGAUCGGGACCAGCCAGGUUUGGGCGGAGGCAUUCUCCAUCUCACGGCAUCGGAAGCACACAGCUGGACCUGUAUGGAUCUUUAUGUUUUUGCAACCCCUUACAGGAUCACCUGGGAUUACUACUUCUCUGCUCGAGAGCAUACGAUAAAAUUUGAUUCAUGGGAAGAGUCUGCAGAGUUAGAAUAUGUAAAGCAGCAUGGAAUCUCUGUGUUUCUCAUGCCAUCAGGAAUGAUGGGCACGCUGCUUUCUUUAAUAGAUGUGUUGCCUCUGUUCUCUAAUACCAUCUGGGGUCAGAAUGCCAACCUUGCAUUUUUGAAGAAGCACAUGGGCGCUACAUUUGAAAAACGUCCUCAACCAUGGCGUGUGACAAUAAACCCAGAAGAUGUGCAUUCUGGUGAUUUUUUGGCUGUAUCAAAAAUCCGUGGUCGGUGGGGGGGAUUUGAGACUUUGGAAAAAUGGGUGACUGGUGCCUUUGCUGGUCAUACUGCAGUUUGUUUGAAGGAUGAAAUGGGUAAUCUUUGGGUUGGUGAGUCAGGACAUGAGAACGAGAAGGGGGAAGAAAUUAUAGUGAUCAUUCCAUGGGAUGAAUGGUGGGAGCUGGCACUGAAGGAUAAUUCUAAUCCUCAAAUAGCUUUGCUUCCUUUACAUCCAGACAUACGAGCAAAAUUUAACUCCACUGCAGCUUGGGAGUAUGCGCACAGCAUGUCUGGCAAACCUUAUGGUUAUCACAACAUGAUAUUUAGUUGGAUUGAUACUAUUGCUGAUAACUAUCCACCACCUCUUGAUGCUCACUUGGUCAUUUCUGUCAUGUCUAUGUGGACAAGAGUGCAGCCAGCUUAUGCUGCAAAUAUGUGGAAUGAAGCAUUAAAUAAGCGUCUAGAGACUGAGGAUUUGGACUUAUAUGGAAUUCUAGAGGAAGUUGAAAGGCGUGGCAUGGCCUUUGAUCAAUUACUUUCUAUCCCAGAGAAAGAUGAAUGGAUAUACAGUGAUGGGAAAUCAACUACCUGUGUGGCCUUUAUCCUUGCCAUGUAUAAAGAGGCUGGAGUCUUUGGUCCCAUUUCUAACUCUAUCCAAGUAACUGAAUUCACUAUUCGUGAUGCGUAUUCACUUAAGAUUUUUGAGAAUAAUCAAACACGUCUGCCAAGUUGGUGCCAGAACAAGGAUGUUCAGCUUCCAUUCUGCCAGAUUCUGGGUGAGUAUUGGAUGGAAUUGCCACACUACAACACCAUAGAGCCAUAUGCCAAUAUGAACGAGAACUGUCCAUCCUUACCUCCAAGUUAUGAGAGGCCAAUAAGAUGUUAAACUUUUCAUCAACCUGUUUGUUUUACUACUCUUGCAAAAGACAUGCUCCAUUGGUGCCAUUGAAGCUCGUAUCCUGUGAUUUAUUUAGUGCAAUGAGGCUUUUUCUGCAGAACCGAAGUUGCGGAAGGACUGCAUACUCUAUAUUCCUGCUAGAUAUGUUUGAUGUCUGUAAAUAUAUGUUGGAAGAAAAUUCUUUAUUUAUUAGUUAAAUAUAUUUCUAUAUUCUCUGAUGACAAUGUCAAAUUUUAAGAAACUCAGGACUGAUUUAAGCAUGCGAAUUUUUAUAUUCUAAUUCCCACUUUGGGAAAUUAUCCUGAAAUAAAAGAUAAUGUUGCAG
This is a messenger RNA of Rubroshorea leprosula, 2131 nucleotides long. NCBI's taxonomy places the organism in Eukaryota, Viridiplantae, Streptophyta, Magnoliopsida, Malvales, Dipterocarpaceae. The record is from the annotation of a GenBank genome assembly.